This is a messenger RNA of Helianthus annuus (common sunflower), 936 nucleotides long. RefSeq names its product 7-methyl-GTP pyrophosphatase. Gene Ontology annotation, molecular function: nucleoside triphosphate diphosphatase activity. The record is from RefSeq and is a predicted model, not a curated record. Bases 122 to 751 code for a protein of 209 amino acids. The transcript is spliced from 9 exons. NCBI's taxonomy places the organism in Eukaryota, Viridiplantae, Streptophyta, Magnoliopsida, Asterales, Asteraceae.
AUACUCUUCCCUAUUCGCGAACAAGUGAAAGAUAAACAAGUUUUGCCGCCAGUUGGGUCCACUCGUUUACAUUUUAUCCUUCACAUUCGACUGUGAGGAAGAAACAGAAACAGAAACUUCAAUGGCGAACCCUAAAUUUCAGCUGAAAGAUGCCAAGAUAAUACUGGGUUCUUCUUCAAUGGCUCGUAGAAAAAUCUUACAGGAGAUGGGCUUUGAUUUCACAGUUAUGGCUGCAGACAUUGAUGAGAUGAGUAUCAGGAGGGAAAAGCCAGAGGAUCUGGUGUUGGCUCUAGCCGAGGCAAAGGCCGACGCCAUCGUUUCACGGCUUGGAAUUCAAGGUCAUAAGGAGGAAAAUGCACACCCCACACUGCUACUAACAGCCGACACAGUGGUGGUGUAUGAAGGGAUGAUUCGGGAAAAACCAUCGAGCAAAGAAGAAGCGCGGCAUUUUGUCAAAGGAUAUUCGGGAGGUUGUGCAGUCGUUGUAGGAUCUGUAGUCGUAACCAACCUUUCAACGGGGAGCAGAAAACAAGGAUGGGAUAAAUCAGAGGUUUAUUUUCAUGAUAUACCAGAGGAGGUCAUCGAUAGAUUGAUAGAUGAUGGGGUAACGCUUAAUGUUGCUGGAGGAUUGAUGCUCGAGCAUCCACUAACGGCUCCCUUUGUUGACACUGUGAUUGGAACUCCUGACGGAGUUAUGGGACUUUCAAAAUCUCUCACCCAGAAGUUACUCGAGGAAUCUCUCCAGUCUUAGCUGCCCGAGUGCAAGACUUUUAAAUUCUCCGAGCCACAUUUAUUCUAAGGUGGCCAUGGAAUAUGAAUAAUACCAUCUAAUUCAUUCACUUAUGAUUUUGCAUUCUACUUGCUAAAAUUUGUUGCAUUAAUCAUAUCUACUGACUACAUAUCAAGAUUUUAAGAAUGGUCACUCUAUUUUUAUUA